Molecule: messenger RNA, 821 nt
Organism: Rubroshorea leprosula
Lineage: Eukaryota; Viridiplantae; Streptophyta; Magnoliopsida; Malvales; Dipterocarpaceae
Source: the annotation of a GenBank genome assembly
UUAUUUCCAUCAUUUUCCAUCCUAUUAAUUUUAUUUGUAAGGUUUGAAAAGUUUUAAGUAGCACGAAUGGUUGCUCCCUAGCUAUAUAGAAUUUUUCACUAAACUUGACUUCAAGUCUUCCCUUUUCUAAACGCCCCCCCAUGUAUUCCUGUUUCAAAAAAAAAAAAUUCUACUAAUGUUUAGUAGAGGAAUUCUUUUUCAUUUUUUAAAAGCAAUAGGAGCCUGGGUGUAGAGGCAGUCAGGGGAGACUUAUAAAGUUCAAAGAUGUAGACAAGUGGCGAUGGCAAAAAGCAUUUCAAGGUGGAUGGGCACACAGGGCAAGGCAAACGGAUGCUUCGAUGAACUGGUAAUUUGUCUUAAUCUUAAUCUGGACGUAACCAAGAAGCCUCCUCUUUCUCAACAUCCACGUGCUGAAAUAGGUUUAUACACAUGGACUAAUUAAUGUCGCUACAGUGCUUAAGAGCCUGAGACGAAUCUUCUGCUUUUGAAACUUACUAGAAUCCAGUCAUUGCCGGGAACCUCAACCAAGUUGAACUUCCCUGAUACGCCGCCAGAGGUCCAAGGGAGGCCAAUGAGCUGAUUCCGGCUCAAAUUCAGGAGGCUGCCUUAAAACACUGCUCUCGAAGGGGAUGAAGAAGAUUCAGAGAGGCAGGUCAAAUGGGGAUUCAGGUGAUGGGUCCUGGUGGUGGUUACUUGGCAUGUGUACAUUUUAAGACUUUCCAUGUUUCUUCCUGCAAAAUAGAUAUAUAUUUUCAGCUAAAUCACGUAAGAAAUUUAGUGACAAUGGAAUCUUCUAAAUAGAAUAAAAGAUUAAAAGUUUG